Molecule: messenger RNA, 379 nt
Organism: Candidula unifasciata
Lineage: Eukaryota; Metazoa; Mollusca; Gastropoda; Stylommatophora; Geomitridae
Source: the annotation of a GenBank genome assembly
AUGGCUUCUCUGUUUGACCCACUCUCUAUUGCCCAAGAGACGGUUAAAACUAUCGAAGGAGUAGGAUCACACAGACCCGACCCGCCAAGGUUCAAGGUCAGGAUCCCGGUCAAUCCUGGAGAAUGGGCCAAAAAAGAGGCGUUCCAGCGGCAACACAACCUGCUGAAGUGGAGUGCUUACCACGCCAAAACACUUUCCAGGGUCGACAAAAAGACUUUUAAGCUGCCGAAAAUAAGCGCCACCAAAAGCUCCAUUGCUAGCGGCAUCACGGACGUGGGGCAGGCACGCGAAGUGGACGAGGAAGCCAGGAGUGUCCGUACAAUGCUGGAAUCCCACGAGAGCUCUAUUGGAGUCAUACGUGAGGAGGAAGAUGAAGAUG